AUGAGUUGUAGACAAAGUUCAUCCUACUCCUUUCACUCCCGCAGCGGUGGGGGAGGAGGAAGCAUGAGAGGUUCUGGAGGGGGAAGCUACAGCAUGCGGUCUUCUUCAAGCCGAUAUGGAUCCUCUGGGAUGGGAGGAGGAGGAAGAUUUUCUUCAGGCAGCAAUUAUGGCAGUGGUGGGGGAUCCUGUGGCAUGCGGAGUGGAAGCAGCUCCAGUUUUGGGGGUGGCUAUGGUGGUGGUGGUAUGGGGGGCUCCAGCUAUGGAAGUUACUCAAGUAGUGGCUAUGGUAUGUCCAAGGGCUAUGGUGGUAGUUCUGGGGGCUUCAGCAGUAGCUCUUAUGGAGGCUUUGGUGGUGGCAUGGGGAGCAGUAGCAUGGGGGGCUUUGGAGGGGGCUUUGGAGGUGGUAUUGGGAGCAGUGGCAUGGGGGGCUAUGGUGGUGGUGCAGGAGGAGGUGAUGGUCUCUUGAAUGGUGGAGAGAAGGUUACUAUGCAAAACCUCAAUGAUCGACUGGCUUCCUACCUGGACAAGGUGCGUUCCUUGGAGGAUAGCAAUGGUGACCUGGAGGCUAAGAUUCGGAAUUGGUAUGACACCCAUGGUCCUCAGUCAGUCAGAAAGGACUAUUCUCACUUCUAUGACACCAUCAAUGAUCUCAAGGACCAGAUUCAGAAUGAGAUAUUAGACAACAACAAAGUCAUCCUGGAUCUGGACAACACCCGCAUGACACUUGAUGACUUCAGGAUGAAGUAUGAGAUGGAGAUGAACCUAAGACAAGGAGUGGAAGCAGAUUGCAAUGGAUUGCGCUCCGUACUGGAUGAUCUGACCUUGCAAAAGGCUGACUUUGAGAUGCAAUAUGAGACUCUACAGGAUGAAAUGCAAUCCCUCAAGAAGAAUCAUGAAGAGGAGAUGAAUGGAUUAACUGGACAGAAUAGUGGUGAUGUCAGUGUGGAGAUGAACGCUACUCCUGGUGUGGAUCUGACCCAGGCCCUGAAUGAAAUGCGUGAAAAAUAUGAGGAUCUUGUAUCUAAGAACCGCAAAGAUAUUGAGAGUCGGUUUGAGUCCCAGAUGACUCAAAUAAGCCAAGAAGUGACAACCAGCAGCCAACAGAUAGAGACCAGCAACAAGGAAUUGACUGAAGUCCGACACAACUUCCAGAGCCUGGAGAUAGAAUUACAGUCCCAACUCAGCAUGAAAUCUGCCCUGGAGAAGACUCUGGAGGAUAUGAAGGGGCAGUACUGUAGCCAGCUAGCCCAGAUCCAGGCCCAGAUCAGUGAAAUGGAAGCCCAGCUGAGUGAGAUCCGAGGAGAGAUAGAAUGUCAGAACCAGGAAUACAGUAACCUGCUGGAUGUCAAGACACGACUAGAGAAAGAAAUUGCUACCUACCGGAAUCUACUGGAGGAAGGACAGGAAGAUUUUGACUCAGGUUCUGGAUCUGGAAGAAGGAGACAAGGAGGCAGAGGGGGCAGUGGUUAUGGUGGUGGAAGUGGAGGCAGUGGAGGUGGAUAUGGUGGUGGAAGUGGAAGCGGAGGCAGUGGAGGUGGAUAUGGUGGUGGAAGUGGAAGCGGAGGCAGUGGAGGUGGAUAUGGUGGUGGAAGUGGAAGUGGAGGCAGUGGAGGUGGAUAUGGUGGUGAGAGUGGCAGCGGAGGAAGAGGUGGCAGUGGGUAUGGUGGAGGAAGUGGAAGUGGAAGCGGAGGCAGUGGAGGUGGAUAUGGUGGUGAGAGUGGCAGCGGAAGCAGAGGUGGUAGCGGCUCUGGAGGUGUCAAGUCCUCCCAAUCUGGCUCUUCCAUUUUCCAAUCCUAGA
Molecule: messenger RNA, 1798 nt
Organism: Sarcophilus harrisii (Tasmanian devil)
Lineage: Eukaryota; Metazoa; Chordata; Mammalia; Dasyuromorphia; Dasyuridae
Gene: KRT9
Product: keratin 9
Exons: 8
Coding region: 1-1797 (598 amino acids)
Cellular component (GO): keratin filament
Molecular function (GO): structural molecule activity
Source: RefSeq, a predicted model, not a curated record